AUGUGCCAAGGUUGCAUUAACCUCAACGCCGCGGAGCCUUCGGAGCUCCCCGAGCUAUACCAACAGGCUGUAGCGAAACUAAUCGAGCACGGCAAGAAACUGCUCAAACACUGCACCGAGAUGGAGGACUACUACCGCUCGAUGGGCUAUUGCUAUCACACUUCGCAGCUCACUAGGCGCGAAGCAAUGGCCGACUGUCCCACCCACGGCCCUCAACUGCUCAAUCUCGAAGAAGCCUUCGACCUCGACGACCCAGAGGAUUACCACAUCCUCUUCAAACCAAUGGAGACCAGCAUAACCCUCCUGAAGGAAGUGAUCUCAGACGCCGAACAUAUCCCAUCCAACCCCCCAACCCCCCAACUCGCCGAACUCCUCACCAACUCGCUCCAACCCAAACUCCACACCGCCCACAUCACAAUAAACAACAUGCGCACAUACUUUAACCGCAUAAACUUCUACACCACCACCCUCCGCUCACUUACCUGCCAGUCCAGCGGCACACACUCACUCAACACCAACAACGAAACCCCCUGGCACCACUGCAAGCUCAACAUGCGCACCGGCCAGUGGGAACUCGAGUCCAUGGCGGAAGAAUGGACUGAUUACCUAAAUUGGGUCACUUGUUUGCCGGAGACGCAGGUGUGGGUGCGGAAGGGGGAGGACGCGAAGGAGAUUGCGCUGAGGUGGUUGGGAAGGUUUGUUGUUGUGGAUUUGGUGUUGGCGGAUAUUAAUUGA
Messenger RNA from Bipolaris victoriae FI3, 735 nucleotides. RefSeq lists its product as hypothetical. The coding region runs from base 1 to 735 and encodes 244 amino acids. The record is from RefSeq and is a predicted model, not a curated record. The transcript has a single exon. NCBI's taxonomy places the organism in Eukaryota, Fungi, Ascomycota, Dothideomycetes, Pleosporales, Pleosporaceae.